CUAUUAACGUUUUCCUUAACAGAUGUGCACAAAGAACAAACAUGUCAAUACAAUGGCUUCAAUCUAAUUUUACAUACACAAAAAAAAGGAUGACAUUCUCAACAUUUUACAUACUCUAUAAAUAAUGAAGAAGAUUUACAGGUUGAGUGAACACCCGACCUUUCUUAUUUCUUGCAUGGAAAGAAAGAAAAUGAAAGUAACCUCUGUUUUACAGCUAAGUCUUUCUCUAAUUUUGUGCUACCUUAGCACCCAAAAAUGUUAUGCAGGAGAAGCAGAUAUUGUAAGGGAAUUUCUCAAGGCUCGACGUGCAAAUCACUUGCAAAGUACACCAAGUAUUAACAGUGGCCUAGCGGCUGCUGAGAAAUGGAGAUCAGCAUUUGUGUCACAGGUAGGAUCAAAGGAAGAUGACAAGAUCUCAGCAUUGCCAGGGCAACCUAGUGGUGUGAGUUUUGAUCAAUAUUCAGGAUAUGUUACUGUUGAUGCUGAUGCUGGUAGAGCAUUGUUCUAUUACUUCACUGAAUCAACUCAAGAUCCUUCUACCAAGCCUCUUGUUUUGUGGUUAAAUGGAGGUAAAUACACACACCAUACUACUCCAAUUGCCAAGUCGAAGAAAGUUUUUCCAACUCUAGUUUCAUGCAAAAAUAUGAAGAGUUUAAUAAAAUCAUUUUUCGUCUCUUUAUUGUGUUAUUCAUUCUGCUGCUGCUUUUAAAACUAUGUUGGCGCACUUGUCAAGUUACUUUGUUGUUCUGUACGUACUCAAUAUACAGGACCUGGUUGCUCUUCAUUCGGGGCUGGAGCCAUGAUGGAACUUGGACCAUUCCGCGUCAAUAAAGAUGGAAAAACCUUAUUGCUCAACCCUUUUGCCUGGAACAAUGGUACUCAUACCUCUCUCUUCUGCAAAA
Molecule: messenger RNA, 902 nt
Organism: Solanum tuberosum (potato)
Lineage: Eukaryota; Viridiplantae; Streptophyta; Magnoliopsida; Solanales; Solanaceae
Exons: 1
Coding region: 125-709 (194 amino acids)
Biological process (GO): proteolysis
Molecular function (GO): serine-type carboxypeptidase activity
Source: RefSeq, a predicted model, not a curated record